Molecule: messenger RNA, 762 nt
Organism: Patiria miniata (bat star)
Lineage: Eukaryota; Metazoa; Echinodermata; Asteroidea; Valvatida; Asterinidae
Source: RefSeq, a predicted model, not a curated record
ACGAGAUGGAUUGUGUCCCAGCUCUGCACGGAUACUCAACAAACACCCUGAAGUUUAUGCCGGACACCUGUGAAUUCUUUACGGAGACGCAAAAUGAGGCAGUUACCCAGGACCCCGACGAUCUGAUUGAUAUUCCGAGCCCCUCACCCCCGCCCUCGGAGUACGACUUCUACUCGGAUCCAGACGAUGCCUUCCCAUCAUUCACUGCUCAGGAUCCCACCGAACCAGAGGACGACUACUUCAUGGAGGAAUUCCCAUCGCAGACUCCAGAGGGCGCCCUUGCUCCGAGGCAUUCGCUUGAAGAGAUGAGGAUUAAUCAAGAAUCAGCUGGAUCCUUCAGUGGCGAUAGAGAAACAGAAACGCCAGCAGCUGCUGACUCAAAAGCUUGCUUUUCUCAUGAUGAGAACUUCUACACCAGUCACCCAUCGAUGCAGCCAUUACCUUCAGAGAUUUCAGUGGCUAGUCUACAGGAACGGCUCAACAGCCUAAAGCAACUGAUGUUUGGCGUCAUGGAGCAGAUAUGCGACAACGUAGACACUGCCUUAGUCUCACCAACAGAGGGCGACAGACUGGAUCACGUCAAACCUCUAUUAUCACUCAGGAAACGAAUGAAAGCCAAACAGAAGCAAGCCGAGGCCAAGCUUAGACAACUCAGCACGGGAACCAAUCGCCAGACUUCAACAAGCCCGGUUACCAACCAAGAAUCCGCGAUCCCCAUCAUCCAUGCGAGGUCGCGACCCCGACCCCGACCCUGACGCCAAC